Messenger RNA from Hydatigera taeniaeformis, 939 nucleotides. NCBI's taxonomy places the organism in Eukaryota, Metazoa, Platyhelminthes, Cestoda, Cyclophyllidea, Taeniidae. The record is from the annotation of a GenBank genome assembly.
AUGGGGUCAUGGAGGCGCGAGAAGAAACCGCUACUACUUCUCAUUCUAUUGCCACUGUCACAACAUGGUGACAGUAGGGCUGUUGCUACUGACGCUGCUGCUGCUGCUGCUGCUGCCGACACUGCUAACGAUGAGGGUGAUGACGAUAGCACUGAUUGGACCAAAUGGGAAAAAAUUGGCUUGAAGGACCAGUCCCACUUUCAUGCACCCUCCGCCACUGCUGCAUCCUUGCAUUCCCUCCUCGUCUCGCUUCGCCGCGCAUUUGAAGACGUGCGCGUGCACACGCCUUCACAUAUGCACAUGGGUACGUCACAAGGUGUCAACAGAAACGCCACUCCCCACACAUCCCAUGCAACUACCACUGCUUCACCUCCCUCACCACAUGCUGACACACUAGCGCUGAAUGCAGCGUCGGAGGCCUCUCUGCUGCAUCCCGCCCACAAUUCACCCACAUACCAAUAUCCACGAACAGACUGCGCCCAGACAGCGCUGAACGGCCACCCUGACCUGACUGGUGGGAAGUGCACUUCGGAGUCCUACUCUAACGCAUGUCCCAUUUAUGCCCUCUCCUCAUUCCUCCCCCUCCCUACUUCCCAUGUCUAUUAUUGCCAGAAAGUGUGCUACCCACAUCGUAUCUAUUUGUCGUCACACAACAUCGUUUCUCCCCACCUUCGACCGACUGCUCCCAUCUACUUCUUGGAGCCAAUGCCACCUCCCACACCGCUGCUCACGCCUCCACACUCUUCAUCGCGUCGUUUGGCCUCUGCCUCAUGGCUUGCAUGUUGUCUCUCGCCCACCAGUUGCUCCGCUAGCUUCAUCUCCAACACCACGACUUCUCGUCGUCCUGUGUACACGUCAUUACUUCUUCACUUGCACAACAUCAAUCCCUCCACGUUUCGCAGUGAAGUGGCCAUCGAUGCGCCCAGUCGCGUCUCCUAA